Messenger RNA from Linepithema humile (Argentine ant), 7795 nucleotides. The record is from RefSeq and is a predicted model, not a curated record. NCBI's taxonomy places the organism in Eukaryota, Metazoa, Arthropoda, Insecta, Hymenoptera, Formicidae.
CGAAAAUUGUUACUGUCGCGACGUUUUUUACAAGUCAGGAAGAAAGGAUGCAGUCUCUUAAUUGGUAGCAUCUCAUAAAUCACGUGGAUCUUAUAAUAUGAAAUAUGCAUGCCGAAACGACCCGAGCUAAGCGGUGCAUUCGAUGUGCACGAAGGUACAGUUAAGCUGGCUGUUGGAUGUACACAGGUCUCUGCGCGAAACGCGCUGUUCUGCCCGAUUAAGCCGAAUGCAUUGCUGCAAAGUCGCUUCGUGUUAUGCUGCCGCCACCAAGUUGCCGUUCCGUUGUUUGCCGGAAAUGCUGCCUAGAUCCUCCACUAACGUAGGCGUGCACACGCUUCCGACUAUUAUUUCCAGUUAUACUUCCAGCUGUGUUUCCAACUGUGCUUCCAGCUAUGCUUCUUGCUGUGCUUCUUGCUGUGCUUCUGGCUGUACUUCUAGCCGUGUUCCUACUUUGCUUAUUUAAUUCUUCUCGUUGAUGACAAGUCCUUAUCGCAAUAUUAUAGUUUUUCUGGAUAUUGUGCUUCUGGAUGCUAUAUUCACUACAAUGCUGGAAGCUAUGCUUGGUGAGCUUGGUGACUAUAAUGCUUGGUGGCUAUAAUGCUUGGUGGCUACAAUGCUUGGUGAGCUUGGUAACUACAAUGUUUGAUCCAUUAUCUUCAAAUUAGAAUAAAGAUAGUAAUUGGAUUUGGAUUUAAAAUUUCGUUAAACCGAUACACAUUUUUUCACAAAGAAGUGAUUCAAAAAAUUAUUAUCGCAUGAAACUACAAAUCGUUCAACGCUCGCAAUGUCCAAAGCAGGCAACGGAAACAAGAAAAUCAGAAAUUGCCCGCCGCGACUGUUCUAUGCUUAACUACUUUCAUAAGUUUUCAGUGAUUUUCACAUAUAAGAAAUGUAUGAAUAAGUACGUACUCGCAUUUUGAAGUAUUACAGAAUUUUACUAUCUUGUAUUACAAAUAAUGAAGUAUUUAUUACAUAAAUGAAUAAAUACGCAAUCUAAGAUAUUGGUAGACAUUCGUGAAAUAAAAUAUCCUUUAAUCACGGCAUUUAAUUAGUUGCGCAAAAUUUGGAUUUAUAAUUAUUCGUAGGAAAGAAUAUUUUAAUUUUUGUUGCAAUUAAUUUGAGAAAAUAUAACGCGAACGGAGCGAUUUUUAUUGCCGUAAUAGUGCGUAUACGUGUGUUGCUUCGUAGGGCACAAAUAUAAAUGAUCAUUGGCGUUACGUGCUAGUUCGAAAUUUCUUACGAAAAUCCUACCGAAAUUCCUUACGCGUGACGUAGAUGGUUGUUUACAUUUUCACAAUUAAUGAUGUGCGUACGCGCGCUGUCCUCUGUACGCCAGGCUAGAGAUACUUUUCGCUAUCAUCAUUCGCACGAAGGCGUUUAAGCAGAGCAGUCGACAAUCGGUCCGGUAUUAUUACAAGUCGAGUUAUCUCAAAUCGUGAUCGCGGUGAAAAUUAGAAGAUUCUUUCUUACAAGUAAUUAUAAAUUUAUAUUCUUUGCAACUAAUUAACUAUCGCAAUAGAACUCGAAUAAUUUAUUUCGCGGAUAUAUAUUUUCAUAACUUUAGUUUACAUAUUGUAUUCAAUUAUGCAAUAAAUGUUCUAUUAUUUGUAAUAUGAAAGAGUAAAAUUCUGUAACGUAUUAAAAUGCGACUAUAUAUUUAAUCAUAUACGGAAAUCGCGGAAAGUUUAUGAAAAUAGUUAGGUAUAACAUAGUCGCGGUCAAAUUGACGACGCAAUUUUCGAUUUUUCUUUGUUGCUGUUGGCUGUUUCGAAAUUCCUUACGCGUGACGUAGAUGGAUGUUUACGUUUUCGCAACCUAUGAUGUGUACGCGCACUGUCCUCUGUACGCUAUAACUUUUCACUAUCAUUCGCACGGAGACCUUUAAGCAGUGCAGUCGACAAUCGGUCCGGUAUUAUAUUACAAAAAUUGCGUUAUCUCAAAUCGUGAUCGCGGUGAAAAUUAGAAGAUUCUUUCUUACGAGUAAUAAUAAAUUUAUAUUCUUUGCAACUAAUUAACUAUCGCAAUAGAACUCGAAUAAUUUAUUUCGCGGAUAUAUAUUUUCAUAACUUUAGUUUACGUAUUGUAUUCAUUUAUGCAAUAAAUGUUCUAUUAUUUGUAAUAUGAGAGAGUAAAAUUCCGUAACAUCUUAAAAUGCGAUUAUAUAUUUACUCAUACAUGAAAAUCGUGGAAAGUUUAUGAAAAUAAUUAGGGAUAACAUAGUCGCGAUCAAAUUGACAACGCAAUUUCCGAUUUUCCUUUGUCGCUGUUGCCUGUUUCGAAAUUCCUUACGCGUGACGUAGAUGGUUGUUUACGUUUUCGCAACUUCUAAUGUGUACGCGCGCUGUCCUCUGUACGCUAUAACUUUUUACUAUCAUUCGCAUGGAGGCAUUUAAGCAAAGCAGUCGAUAAUCGGUCCGGUAUUAUAUUACAAAUCGCGUUAUCUUAAAUCGUGAUCGCGGUGAAAAUUAGAAGAUUCUUACGAGUAAUUAUAAAUUGAUAUUCUUCGCAACUAAUUAACUAUCGCAAUUAAAAAUUUAAAUAAUUUAUUUUAUGGAUAUAUUUUCAUAACUUUGGCUACUAUUUUAUUCAUUUAUGCAAUAAAUGUUUCAUUAUUUGUAAUAUGAGAGAGUAAAAUUCCGUAACGUCUUAAAAUACGAUUAUAUAUUUACUCAUAUCUGGAAAUCGCGGAAAGUUUAUAAAAAUAGUUAGGUAUAACAGGUCGCGGUCAAAUUGACGACGCAAUUUCCGAUUUUCCUUUGUCGCUGUUGUCUGCUUCGGACAACGUAUUGAACGAUUUGUAACUUCGUGCGAAUAAUUUUUUUGAUUUACUUCUUUGUCAAAAAAUGGCAAAGUGCGCGUCGGGAGUGUAAUUUCGCGAGUGUUGUGCUAUCGAAGCAGCAGCCGUCAAUGGACUGAGAGGAGGAGGCGGCCCAGGGGGCAUUGGGCGACAGCGGAACAACUAUAGAAUCAACGUGUAUAUAUAUAUAAACUACGACUCCGCUGUUGCGCAUCGUGUGUCGGUUCUCUUUUGUCGAUAGUCGGCGACAAUGGCAUCACUCGACGAGGAUUGCAAAUAUAGGAGAAAAAGGAAGACGGUGGCUGAUAACGAACUUUCCACUUUUUUCACCGUUAUUCCGAAAUUCCGUCGACAAUGAAUUUCGAAAAUCAAUCUCGUGGUCUCGAUGCCCUGCUUUUUUCCGCUUCAUCGCUUCAUCGAAGGGAAGAGGUUUUCCAUGUCGACGAAGAAGACUCCAAUGAUGAAGAAUAAGCUGUAGAGCUGAAAAACAAGCAGCAGCCAGCAAAGCUCGCACAGCAUGACGCAUUCGUUUGGAACCGACGAGGACAGAUUGUGGUGAAGAGGCAGUCAAGAUUCUCUCGAGUACGUCCUUCGAAGAACGACGGAAUCUCUUCACUCUGUCGGACUCGAGAAGAUGUGUUCUCGCUGAAGAAAGUAGUUACUACAAUCGCUAGUUACCAUACAUUCGAGCAUCCUUGGACAGCGCUGGGAUGAAGUUACCCUCGUUCGCUCAUAAGGUGACCGCUAUUGGGUUAAUAUCAAUCAGUGUACAAUGUUGAAUCACGUGUAUUUGCCCGCAUAUUGCGCGCACGCUCGUACGUCAGUUGCAUCAGAAACAAGCAAAAGGUAGAACCGGUUGUGUGUCUUACCGACUUUACUGUGAAAUUUUGAGCCUUACACAUGUAGUCAUCAAGACCGGAAGCAACGAUGACUUCUACCGGCGCAGCAUACCUCAAGGCAUUUAUGAAAAUGUCUGGCUCUCUUGGCAAACAAUACAAACGUCCUUUCACGGUAUGUGUAGAAGGCAAUAUAGGAAGUGGCAAAACAACGUUCCUGAGUCAUUUUAAGAAAUUUGACAAUGUUACUGUAUUAGAAGAGCCUGUUGAACUUUGGCGUAAUGUGUCUGGUACAAAUCUACUGGAAUUGAUGUACAACGAUCCAUCUCGUUAUGCUUUCUUGUUUCAAUCUAAUGUACAAUUGAGUAUGCUCCAAUUGCAUACUUGUAAAACACCCUCACCAUACAAAAUUAUGGAGAGAUCUGUCUACAGCACAAUGUGUUUUAUUGAGAAUAUGAAACGCAAUAAUAUAUUGAGUGAUGCUGAAGUUACUGUUUUAGAAGAAUGGUACGACUGGUGUUUAAAAAAUGCCAAUAUAGAAACUAAUUUAAUAGUAUACUUGAGGACAACACCUGAAAUUGUGUACGAGAGAAUGAAACAACGAGGUCGGAAGGAAGAAAACGCUGUUUCGUUGGAAUACCUGAAGCGAAUCCAUCAAAUUCAUGAUGAUUGGCUUUAUCAUCGUACUAUGAAGCCAGUGCCAGCACCGAUUAUAACCAUAAACGGUGAUCGAGAACUUCAUGAAAUGGUGGAAGAAUUCGACAAAUGUAAAAAUAAAAUCUUUAGCAAUGUGAUAGACGAUAGCGAUGUGAAUAAUACGAUGAUCACAGUGCCAACGAAUCACGUACUACCCAAAAUAAAAGCUGGUAUCUCGGAUUGAAAUGUAGAAUUAACAGCUUUCACAGGAGCUUAAUUAAUCUUGAACACCCACUUCUCUGAAGAAUGCUAUGAACGCGUCCAUUAAAAUUUUUACCGGGGGAAAAUCAUACCAGAAUUUCUCUCAGAGAACACGCUCCCAAAAUUUCAGAAACACGUGAAACACAUGUAUACACUUUCAUCGACUAAAGCAUAAAUCUCUCCCCACUGGUUACAACAUAGCGCCGUGCAAACUGACCAAUUCCAGGAAUUGCUUUAUUUGCACCGAUAACGCGAUUCCGCGAAUAUAUCUACUAAAGACAGGAAUAUAUUUUUAACCGCGCGUGUUGUGGAUAUGAAAGCACAUGUAUGUAUCGUUAUUUCAUAUCAUUGUUUCGUUUCGCCCGCAGAUCCGGACGUUUCGACCAACGCCGUAUAAAAUUGUAUAGUUGAUUCACAAUUCUGCCGCAAUUACAAUAUCGAGGGAAAAGAUAUUUUUACAAUUUUCAUUCGCAAAUCAACCACUAUUGUUUCCCUUGCGCUAUUUAUAUAAUUUUUUGUAAUGAAAGAGAUUUUAACCAGAGACAAAAAUUUUUAGUUUUAACUUUUUAUCUUAACUUUCAUUAUUUUCUGAGAACUUUUAUUCGACGAGUUCUAGUAUUUUGUAAUAGAGCGGGAAAACUUUAAUUAAUCGGAGUGAUUAGAAGAUUACUGAUAAUUUUAAUUACAUAUUAGAUUAUAUUGCUAUUUUUUGUUCCGUUUUAUGUGCUGUAUAUGCUACUUAUCGUUAUCAGUCAUGACCCACGUGCAGUGUAUCGUUAGAGGUAUAAAAAUUCAACAAGUUUUACAUUACAGUGAUAAACAGGAAACGUGAAAGACAGAUACGUCAAAGUUCUGUUAAGCGAAAGGAAAAUAUUUGAACGUUUCAUCUGGGAAAAAGCCGCCUCGAUACGCAAUAAAUUUAUAGAACUUAAAAUACUGCAUUAUAUUCUAGCUCGUAUAUAAUCCACAAGUGUAACGACCUAUCUAUCUUGUGGAAUCUAUGAUUCAUUCCACGUGCAGUUAAACAUUAACGAAAGAACAGUUGUCCUCGACGAUGCAUCUUCUCUCUGCAAGCGCAACUGCAGCCCAAGAAAUGAAAGAUAAAACAACAUAAAAAUUGAAAUAUAAUUUUCUAAAAAUAUUCGAUAUACUAUAUUUUUGGAAACAUCCUUCUGUGAAUAUUUUAUUGAUACUUUUUCGAGGAUUAAGUUAUCUUUUCACUUCAAUUAUUAUAUUCCAAAAAUAUGAUGCACGUAAGAAAGAGAACUUUUAUGGCAUGAUAUUAUAAUUCCAUCUUUUCUAUUCUAUGACGAGCAGAAUAUAUCUCACGUACUUCGUUUCAGAACUAAUCUUUUUCAAAGUCGACACAAAAAUGCCACGCCUUUAUCGUGCGUAUCAGUCAUGUAUUUAAUUCGGCGCCGGAUAAUAUUUGCACGAUAUGCAAUACUGGAUCAACAUGAGAUGCAACAUUCCAGAAUGAUAACAUGAACAAUUUAAUAAUUAUCAUCGACAAAAGAUCCCGUACGAACGUAUGCAAUAUUUGUUUCUAAAAGUAGUCCACGAUAAGACUUUUCGGCUCGAACUCUUGUUAGCUUUAAACAAUCAUAAAGCUCGUGUUUGCGGGAUUGUCGACUUAAGUGCUCGGUAAGCAAAACUCGGUAUUUUUGUAUCUGCCAGCGAAAUUGAUCGCGUCUCGCGAAUUUCAAGAUAAGUCUCCCAAUCGUGAGCAUUACGCAACGGGUAUCACGCAAUGGAUUCACACGCGCUAUCUGUUGUUUUUAUAGUCCUGCCAGACGUUCUUAGACGUAAUCAGAAAUGUGCAUGAGAGAUGAGUAAAAUCGAUUGCUCAUCACGGAAAAACACAGUAUGAAAACCUGUAUUUAACAUAUUGUUUAAUGAUAGGCGUUUUAUUAAUAUAAUGCUCGGAAUAAAAAGGUAAUUUUAGAUUCGAGUCAAGAUUUUUCUUAACAUCGUUUUUUGCCAAAUCAAUUACACCAUCGCUUAAUCUAAUUGUAUAAAUAGCAAGUGAUAAUGCUUUCCAUCAGGUCGGAUGUAUAUAGCGAUAAUCAUAAUGCGCAUAAGAGCGUUAAAAAGGAUGUUAAGUGCCAUUGACACUUCGUGAUAAUUUCACGUUUAGAUACUUGUCAGAUGAUCGAAUAUCUGUUAACAUAUGAUAAACAGUUGAGAUAAAUUGAUUUGACAAAAAAAAAUACAUUCAAUCUAAAAAUAUAAUUUUACACUGAUUGCAACAGACUAAAAACUAAAGAAUAAUAAUGUACGAUUGUUUUAUCUGAGAAAUAAACUUAUAAACUUCUUGAUCACAGCAAUGACCAGAUGCUAAAUUUAAAAAAUGUAUAUAAUAAGCAGGAUUGCAAAUAGAGCCACUUUCAAAAUGUGAAAUUUUAAUUAACAGCUAUUUUAUAUUUAUAAUAACAAAAAAAAAACCAAAAUUAAGAAAAAGUAUCUCAACUUAAUUGCUAACUUAAGUUUCCCGCAGAUAAUACAGUUCCCGCAUAAGCGUGUCUUGUUUAGCUGAUGUUAUAUAAUUAUGUCCGGUGAUUUUGACUAACGUCACAUCAUAAUACAUUAUGAUUCAUCAGACUGUUUUAUCGGAUAGUCCAGAAAUAGUAUUGUCUUUGCGAAUUGCUUUAUGCUUCACAAAGAAUUCUCCAGAAUUAGCAAUUCCAUCGCGUCGACAACGAGCACUAUGAAUGUGUUUGCACGGUUCAGUGACAACGUGUAUCACUCGUAUGAGAAGCGUGUGCGUACAAAACGACCUCGUCACCUGGAUUUUCCAAUGGCAAAACGAGUUCCCCAUUUCGCGUUGGCGAUGCUAAUAAAUUUGAAAGCAAAAUAGAGAACAAAAGUCAAUUGAUGAAUUUGAUAAUAUUCUGCAGCGGAAUUGAACACAACAUUGUACAGAAUUAUUAUACUUAAUUCGCAGACAAAACUAAUGUUUGCACAUUAAUUUAUUUUUAUGUGAAAAAUCAUUGCUUAACAUAGAUACAGUAGUUUGUAUCGUAAUCGUUUGUGUAAUCUAAAGAGAUUAUAAUUUUUCGAUUGAUUAGUCAAAAUGAAAAAAUUGAAGCUAUACUCUGCCGACUUGCUGUUUCUGGCCUUUGAUUAAUUUAUAAUCUGAUGGAAACACAUGACAGAUGUGCUACCUAUCUAUAUUCAAUAAUCUAUGCUAGAUAUCGCAUGUAUCUUUUCUUAUAAUAGGGUUGAAUCCAACUUUAGGCAGAUAUUUUUAUACUAUCAGAAAAAA